UCGAAAAAGAAGCCGAAAAAGAGCCCCACCGAGGAACAUAAUGCAAAACGAUAAGUUCGCGGCUCCGCCAGCAGGCUUUUCCUCGGCCCCGCCGGCAGGAUACCCCCCACAGGAAUACCCACCACAGGGAUACCCACAACAGGGAUACCCCCCACAGGGAUACCCAGCACAGGGAUACCCACAACAGGGAUACCCCCCGCAGGGAUAUCCCCAGCCCGGCUUCAUACAGCAGGGAAACCCACCACAGUACUACGGUGCACCACCCGGACAGGGACCACCGCCACCGAACCAUCACUAUGGCUCGGUGCCGCCCCCGGCUCCAACUCUGCCACCACAGGACGCACCAGCUACUGUUGUGCCCCCCCAGGGCUGCUUCAGUCGCGGCCAAACGAACAAGCCCCAAUCGAAUGCUGUGGGAGCUGCUGGUCUGAUCUUUGUCUCGGGUGGAAUGAACAUUGCGUGGUCCAUCGGGUUCCGUGGUGCUCUCUUCUACCAUGCCACAACUCACGACUAUAUUGCCUGGUUCAUUGCCGCCAUUAUUGGAGCAGUUAUCAGCUGCUUAAUCCCCAACAAGGUGCCCAGGAAGUAUAUCUUGCUAGUCGGGGCGCUUUUGGUGACGGUUGGAGGCAUUGAGAUGGCCGCCAUUCGAUCGAAUGGCGGUGCAGUUCUAGCCGGCUCCUACCUGGAUGGAAUAGGCAAUGGACUGGUGUUUGCUCCUUUCAUGGCCCUGGCCGGUGAGGUGUCCGUUCCGUACAUGCGCGGCCUGGUCACGGCGAGCCUCGAGCAGAUGUGCUUCGGCAUCGGCAUCUUUCUGCAGAUCAUCUAUACCAGCACAUGGGCCUCAUCUGGUUUCUACUAUUCGUCCAGUGGCUUUUCGCCCGAGAAUCUAAAGGGAAUCCUGAGCGCCGUAUAUGGUGGGCUAUCCCUACUCCUGGGCGCAUUGCUGUGCAUUGAAUCGCCGGUCCAGAUGCUGGCAAGGGGCGACGAGCCAGGCGCUAUCGAUACCCUCCGCCGGCUCCAGCGACCCUACACCCUCACGAACGCCACCUACGAACAGCUGGCUGAGCACAAGCGAUAUCUGGCCGAAAACCGGGACCUAUCCAUGUCCCAGAGCAUUGUCCAGGCCCUGCCCGCCUUCCUCCGACUGACCUAUUUGCGCGCCAUGAAUGCCCUCAGCAUAUCCAGCAUUGUAGUCUUGGUCCUGAUCAUUGCCAUCCUUGCGAACCGAGGAUCGUCGACUGGCUGGCUGGUUGGGUUCGCCGUCUGCCGCUGGGCGGGCAACUUUAUUUCCACCUUCAUCAUGGAGAGCGUGGGCCGCAAGAAGCCGCUUCUGCUGGGCUUGCUCGGCUGCAGCUGUCUCGGCUUUGCCAUUGGUUCCAAGUACAGCUUCUACUAUGGCAUGGGCGGAAUGGCCGUCAUGAUGCUGAUAUUCCAGGUCUUCGCCGGCCUCGCCUUCGUCUCCACCUCGCCCUACCUGUCGGAGGCCUAUCCGCUGGCGGUCAAGCAGUACUUCAUCGCGUUCACCUUCAUCGCUGAGAUGCUCGUCUUCAUCAUCGUCGGGUCGGCUCACUUUAAUAUCUACGAUGGGGGCAACUACUUCUAUGCCGUCGGUGGCAUGUAUCUGUUCGCCUUCCUGGCUGGCAUUUUCUGCCUGCCAGAGACCCGAUUGACCACGCUGCGCGGCGCUCAGCAGCAGUUCAGCGGAUUCAUCAAUAGGAGUUUCUAACAGAAAACACACACAAGCUGUUUGCUUCUUGAUGGGAGAUACAGCCAGCGGUUUGCACGAUCUUACCUUAGGUAUUAGUCGAACCAAAGAUAAUAAAUAUUUAUAGCCCCUCACGAGCGUACGAGUA
Drosophila pseudoobscura is the source of this 1853-nucleotide messenger RNA. RefSeq lists its product as uncharacterized. Gene Ontology annotation, molecular function: transmembrane transporter activity. The record is from RefSeq and is a predicted model, not a curated record. Gene Ontology annotation, cellular component: membrane. The transcript is spliced from 3 exons. Gene Ontology annotation, biological process: transmembrane transport. Lineage: Eukaryota; Metazoa; Arthropoda; Insecta; Diptera; Drosophilidae. Bases 41 to 1726 code for a protein of 561 amino acids.